AUGGCUGCCGCAGACACUCAAGCACCGCCUGCUCUUCCCGACUAUGUCACUGACCCAGAUGCGGUUCUCAAAGACACAAACGUGAACUGGCGUUAUGGACGGGCUCCGGACUAUUCGCAGACGAGGAAGGUGUUUGCCGAGACCAAGACCAUGAACCACGAAGCACUUUCCCUUCCUCAGCUUGUUGAAAAUCUCGUGAAGAACUGGGAAGUCGAGGCCUCCUUUAAGCCAACGCUGUCCGACUGGCGAACGAUCGACCACGACAAAUACACCUUUGCUAUCAACGGGUCUGAGCCGCAGGAUGCGUACUACAUGUUGAAACAGGGGACAUACAACGCUAUCAUUGCACCAAACGAGUACUACUCGUCCGAAUACUCGGACUUCGCCAGUAGCCACAAGACUUUCAAGAGGAUGAUGCCCACCUUCGCAUGGGAAGUUACAGAGUUGUACAGCGGUCCGCCAACGGUGUCGUUUAGGUGGCGUCAUUGGGGUGUGAUGAAGAACGACUAUGUAGGAUUUAACAAUAAGGGCGAGAAGAUAUCAGUAAAGGCCCACGGCGGCGCGAUCGACAUUCAGGGCGUCACUGUCGCCACCGUCAACGACAAACUCCAACUCCAGAGCGUGCGUACCUGGUUCGACCCAUUGGACAUGUUCCGGCAAAUCGCAUCCGGCGGCGUGGUCAAAAAAGAAGCGGUGGACAAGAACCUCUCUCCAGGUGAUGCCCUGGACAGCGACUCGAAGGCUGAGAUUGACCAGACGCCGCUACCAACGGAGACAGCGCUUCCCGACCGUUCUGCUGCCGGUGAUGCGCAGAAGCUGAUGGAGACUGCUGGAUGCCCCUUUGCUGGACACGAUGGAAAGAAGGCGGUGGCUCCUUAUGACCCCACCAUGGCUACCUCUUCUUCUGGCGACAGUGGCGGGCAGAGCAAGCUUGAGCACCCCAACGCUCCGCUGAGCGAUGCGACCAUGGAGACUUUGAAGUCGGGCAAACAGGAAGAUGCAGAGCGGGACCCCUAUGUCGAGCUCUUGGAGAACCUUGACGGGUGA
This is a messenger RNA of Didymosphaeria variabile, 1047 nucleotides long. RefSeq lists its product as uncharacterized. The transcript is spliced from 3 exons. NCBI's taxonomy places the organism in Eukaryota, Fungi, Ascomycota, Dothideomycetes, Pleosporales, Didymosphaeriaceae. The record is from RefSeq and is a predicted model, not a curated record. Bases 1 to 1047 code for a protein of 348 amino acids.